AUGUUGUCAUUUCCUUAUCUUGACAGAUACAAAUUAAAUCCUUCUUCUAUGAAAAGUUCAAAGGGAUCCGUCGAAAGAGAUACUGCUCUUGCACAGCUUAAUAACGAUAAGAAGUCUGCGUUUGUCAAGGCAUGGGAAGAGAGCGAAAAAAGCAAAGUUGAUAACAAGGCUCAAAAGAAGCUCUCUAAAGUUGCAGCAUGGGAGAACAAACAGAAAGCACAUCUUGAUGCUAAACUGAAAAAACUUGAGGUAAGAUUAGAGCAAAAGAAAGCAGAAUAUGCAGAAAAGAUGAAAAAUAAAGAAGCAUUGGUACAUAAGGAAGCAGAAGAGAAGAAAGCCACGGUUGAAGCUAAACGAGGGGAACAAAUUCUUAAAACGGAGGAGAUGGCUGCCAAAUAUCGCGCCACAGGGCAAAAUCCUAAGAAGUUACUUGGAUGUGUUGGAUGAUAAAAGUUUUUUU
Molecule: messenger RNA, 460 nt
Organism: Solanum verrucosum
Lineage: Eukaryota; Viridiplantae; Streptophyta; Magnoliopsida; Solanales; Solanaceae
Product: remorin-like
Exons: 4
Coding region: 1-447 (148 amino acids)
Source: RefSeq, a predicted model, not a curated record